ACACUGGCCUGGUCUCCUUUCACUGUGCGUAGGUGCUUUGGUCUGCUGGGAACGCCUGGGGUGGAGGAGGGGGACACUGGGAUGAGGUGGCAGCCCUGUUCUGAUGACAUGGUCAUUACUGCUGGAGGAGAGCAAGUUCCUUUUAGUGUGCAUGGUUGUUCAGGGCUGCUCUGAGUUUGUGUGUUGCCUGAAGCCACAAUCCCAGCCCUGCAAGCACUGUGCUGUCCUGUUGCUUUAAACCAGGCUGUUAAAAAAGUGUUUUUUUUCCUGCCUGGAGCAGAAACGUGCAGAGAGCUGGAGAAGCUGGGAGAAGGCCCCAAAUCCCUAACCCCAGCAACCUUUCCUGCUGACACUGCUGGGUUUCUGUGCUGUGUUCCCCAGAAUAAGGCUCAAGGGAGCUGCUGGGGAAAAUGGCAGCCAGAGGGGUUGGUGUCCCAAUGCCUGACAACCUUUGCUGUUAAGCAGUUCCCCAGAUCCAACCUCAACCUCCUCUGGUGCAACUUGAGGCCGUUUCCUCUGCUCCUGGUGCUUGUUCCUGGGGAGCAGAGCCCGACCCCCCUGGCUCCAAGCUCCUUUCAGGCAGUUCAGAGAUCAGAAGGUCUCCCCUCAGCUCCUGUUCUCCAGCUGAACCCCCCAGGUCCCUCAGCCGCUCCAUCACACUUGUGCUCCAGCCCCUCACCAGCUCCUUUCUCUUCUCUCCACUCGCUCCAGCACCUCAAGGAAUUUCUUGGCAUGAGGGGCCCAAAACUGCCCCAAGUAUUUGAGGUUUGGCUUCCCCAGUACCCAGUCCAUGGGUCGGUCACUGCCCUGGUCCUGUUGUCCAUGGGGCUGUGUGGUUCUGCAGGGGCUGGAUGGGACAAAUCCCCAACAUUCGGUGUCAGGAUGAGGCUUCCCGGGCUCAGGCCAGGUUGGGGUCACUCCGGGGAGGGUUUGUUGCCAGCAGCAGGCAGACAGGAGUGUGUCGGGGCUGUGAUGCCAGGUACUGGGCAGGUCCCUUUGCAAACCCCACAGCGUCUGGUGGGAAAACAGAGAUUGGAGAGGGGUUUGGGCCGUACCCAGUUCUUUGGUGUUUGAUAAGCAUUCGCCAUGUCCAAUGACCGGACUGAAAUUCCUGAUCAUCUGGAGGAUGAGCAGUUCCCAUCCACCCUCAUGGGGAAGAGGCAACAUCCCAGCUGGGGGGCACCAGCAGCUCCAGACCGUGGCAGCUCCGCAGAGGCCGUCUCGGGGCUUUUUUCAGUGCACCCUGGAGUUCGUGGUGGUUGUUUUUAUUAGGGUGUCCAAAGCCCGUUUUAAGUUGUCUGAGAGCACCCCCUCCUGGGCAUGGCAGAAAAGCACCGAGGAGAAAACUGAAGGAAGAGCUGCUGCUGGGUGUUCUGGGCCAUCUUGCCUAAAUCAGCAUCUUGAAGGUGGCUCUGCAUCCUGCCAGGUGCCUGACAGGCGGUACGGAGACACCCAGAAGGAAAGGACACUGCUUUUCCCUGCUGGGAAACAAAAGGGAAAGGGAAAGGGAAAGGGAAAGGGAAAGGGAAAGGGAAAGGGAAAGGGAAAGAAAAGGUCGGGUGGGGCUGCUGCGGGUGGGGCAAGGGCUGCUGUGAGCCCGAGGACCAGGACGCGGUGCCCGUGGCCACCAGGCCAUGUCCACCUUCCACCCUGCUCACAGCCCUGCACAGCUUCCCAAUGCCUUUCCUGGAGGUUUCUGAUGGGGUGGGGAGGCAGGGGGUGCUCGGCUGGCCGGGGGGCAGCUCUGGAGUCUCCCAGACGCCUCACCCUGGCACCGAAGCUGCUGCUGCCCAUCCAGGCCCCCUGCAGUGAAUCAACCCCAUGACUUGUCUGAUUGUAUUUUGAAUCUUGGCAUGGCCUGCAGUGACCUGCGACGAAAAAUGAGGUGUCACCAGCUACAAUGUAGCUCUCAAAAGACAUCCUUCUGCUUGAUGAACCGCAGGGAAAGGCAUCCUAAACCAGGCACCUUGACCUUGUUUUCAGCCCAGGUUCCCAGUGCUGGUGCACACGGGAGCCAGUCACUGCACAUCUGCCACCAAGGGGAAUCGCCUCCGAGGCCAACUGUGCCAUGGGGAAAGGAAAGGGUUAAACAUCAGAAGAGUUUGAUUUAGUACACAACACGGAUAAAGGCAUUCUCUCUGCCAUUAAAACUGAGGGUAUUUAAUUCAGUAAAGUGAGAUUUCAUUCCCCAUGACUUGGCUGGUUGUAUUUUGAAUCUGGGCACGGGCUGCAGUGACCUGCAACGAAAUACGAGGUGUCACCAGCUACAAUGUAGGUGUUAAAGUGGGAAAGGCAGGAGGGAGCCUCAGCAUCUCCCAUCCCGUGGAUAACUUCAUCACAAAGGACCAGGGCGGCACCCGCUGGCUCCUGGGGCGGCUGUUGCCGGGCAACAGAGACACUAUAUUGUCCCCUGUCACCUGUGCCCCUCGCCCAUUUGGUCACUGGCCGUGGUGGGAUCACUUGCCGUGGUGGGAUCACUGUGGUGGUGGACUCAUUUUGGCAGUUGGACCACUUUUGGUGGUGGGAUCACAUUUGGUGGUUGCAUCACUUUUGGUGUUGGGAUCACAUUUGGUGGUUGCAUCACUUUUGGUGUUGGGAUCACAUUUGGUGGUUGCAUCACUUUUGGUGUUGGGUUCACAUUUGGUGGUUGCAUCACUUUUGGUGUUGGGAUCACUUUUGGUGGUUGAACCGCUUUUCGUGGUUUGAUCACUUUCGGCACUUGGAUCGCUUUGGUGACUGGAUCGCUUUCAUCACUCGGAUUGCUUUUGGAACUUGGAUCUGUUUUGGUGACUGAUCGCUUUCUGUGGCAAGAAGGAGCAGGAGAAAGGCUGCUGGCUGUCCAUCCCUCCAAGAUCACCUCCGGACAGAAAAGCUCCUGUCUCCCUACUUCGGGUUCAGUGUUUUCACGCAGAACAGCAGCGAUGGCCACACGCAGUCUGUUGGAAAUGCUGGACGCUGCCAUCGGGACACCCCAAGUUGGGGUUGUGGAUUUCGUGGCGCUCCACAAGCUGCUGAAAGCCAUGAUCAUCGGGCAGCAGGGUCAGCAGGAGGUGCAGUGCGGCCUGGCAGAGGACAUGCGGGCCAUGCAGAAGGCGCACUCUGGCAUGGCAGAGGACAUGCGGGAGAUGAAGGAGGCGAUGCAGGAGGCGCAUUCUGGAAUGGCACAGGACAUCCAGGAGAUGAAGGAGGCGCAUGUCGGCCUGGCAGAGGACAUGCAUGCCCUGCAGGAGGCGCAUUCCGGCCUGGCCGAGGACAUCCAGGAGAUCCAGGAGACACUUGGCCUGGAGGGCGGUGGGGGCCAGUCUGCCCCCUCCGAGCCCACCCAGGUGGCCAUGGACAGCCAGGCCAGGAAGAGCUCAGCACUGGGGCCAAAGGGACGUGGAACACGGCCUGGGAUGGAGACCGGCAGGGGGACUGCAGGGUCUGGCUCCCUGGGGAUGCAAGCAGGGACACAGGGGCAACCAGCGACCCCUGUGAAGUUGUCAGGCGCUCCCUCUGAUCACACGAGGUCUAUUGGUGCUGGCGCCACCACCCCGGGGAUGCAGCCAGGAUCACGGGGCACCCAGGCCACCACCCACCUGGGGACACAGCCAGGGGCCCCUGACACCCAGGCCAGCACCUCAGGGAUGCAGCCAGGAUGCCCUGGGACCCACACCACCACCCCUGGGGUGCAGCCUGCGUCCUCCAGAUCCCAAGCCACCAUCCCAGGCGACGCCCAAGAGCCGGCCAAGCCCUGGGGCUCCACCAGCACCUCCAGCUACGAGUCGGAGAUGCGGGAGGUUCUCUCACAGGUUGGGCAGCUCGGCAACGUCUACGCUGGUCUGAAGGAGGAGGUGGAACAGCUUAAAUCUACAAAAGCAGAACGUGCGGAUCUUGAGAACGUGCGCCAGCUUUUCCCAAAGGGAGGUCGGCAGAGCAUCACCAGCAUCCUGGCCGACCUCAAGUGCCAGAUGUCCUUCCUACAAGACAUGGCCAGGGCCCUCCGCGGGGAGGAGGAGAAGAUCAGCAAGGUGGAGGAUGCUCCCAGAAAGAUGAGGGGGGCUGGAGCCGACAGAAAAGCAGACGGCAGCGGCCAGAUGACCCGACAGCCACGGCCCAAGGGACAGAAGGUCAAGGCAGAGCGCAAGGAGCUGGGGAAGCAGCAGGAGCCGACCCAGGCCGAGCUGGAGCAGUUUGCGGCUGAGUACGUGAAUAACUUGGUGAUGGAGACAGCACAGCAGCUGCAGGCAGAGCAGCCGGACGAGCCGAGGGCGACGGUGCAGAGCGGGGGACACGAGCACGCAGGGUGCCACUUCUGCAGCCCGGACACCAGGGUGCUGCUGGGGAAGCUCCUCCAGCGCUGCAAGAAGCUCGAGGAGCAGAUGGAGUCCCUGGCCCAGAAGGCGGGCGGCAAGGUGGACAAUUAUCCAAAGUGGAGGAGACAGUCCCUGCAGCAGGACGAGCAGAUCAAGUGCCUCCAGGCCAGCAUCAUGCAGCUCCAAAAGGACUAUGAGAAGUUCAGCUCGGCCCUUGCAAACCUCCAGCAGGAUCGCCAGCAGGAGCAGAAUGACAUCAAGGCUCUGUCCCAGGCCCUGGAGAGAAUCAAGAAGCAGAAAGCAGACAAGGAGGAGCUGCUGGUGCUGGGAAUCGAUGAGAAAGCAGACAAAGACAAAGUCAGUCGCAGCCAGUUUGAGGCGUGCGUGGAGCAGCUGAACAAGGUGAUGGAGGAGGUGACGGGCCAGGAGAAGUUCUUGCACCGGUUCCAGCAAGAGCUCCAGAGGCAGAUGGACUGCAAGCUGGACCGCCGGGAGCUGGGGGCAUUCCAGCAGCAGCAGGAGGAGCGGUGGAAGAGCCUCAGCGGGCAGCUCCAGGAGAAGGCGCUGAAGCCAGAGCGUGACAGUGCCGCUGGGAUUAGGAAGCAGCUGCUGCCUGGUUUCCAUUGCCUGUCCUGUGACCGGCCCCUCAACAUGCUGGCACCUGGACCGGAGCGGACGGGCGAGUGCAGAUACCCCACUGUUACGCGGAGCUGUGGGGGCCCACACACUGUCAGGCCCCCGCGCUUCCAGCCCCAACCGCCCAGCACCCCACGGCCAUCCCAACCCAGUGCCCGCCGCCCCAACAAGAAGGACGCGAUGCAUCUCUCGGGCCAGGACGGCACUGAUGGGAACCAACCGAACAAGCAGCCGUCUGUAACGGAGAGCUCUGGGCUGCCCUCAAGGCAAAGGGGGACGCCAGACACCACAACCUCGAGCAGCCAGCCAAGCACCGCCUCCCCGCUGCUGUUAGCCGUGCUGAAGUGCCAACCAGCCUCAUCUCCCGGACGCCUCACCCAGGCACCGAAGCUGCUGCCACACCGCAUUAAAUCAGCGCCCUGACAGCCGGGCAGGACGGGGGUCCCGGCCCCGGUCCCACCGCCCCGGGCGCUGAGCAGGCAGCAGCUGCAAUAAAUGGCGAUGGGCAACCAA
Columba livia (rock pigeon) is the source of this 5444-nucleotide messenger RNA. RefSeq lists its product as uncharacterized. NCBI's taxonomy places the organism in Eukaryota, Metazoa, Chordata, Aves, Columbiformes, Columbidae. The transcript is spliced from 15 exons. The coding region runs from base 2922 to 5354 and encodes 810 amino acids. The record is from RefSeq and is a predicted model, not a curated record.